Messenger RNA from Drosophila elegans, 494 nucleotides. RefSeq lists its product as uncharacterized. NCBI's taxonomy places the organism in Eukaryota, Metazoa, Arthropoda, Insecta, Diptera, Drosophilidae. The coding region runs from base 101 to 334 and encodes 77 amino acids. The record is from RefSeq and is a predicted model, not a curated record. The transcript has 3 exons.
UCAUUUGAUUUCCCUGUUUCAAGAGAACACAAUAAAACUUUCGGUUUGGAAUUUUCCGUAAUAAUUUUUAUUGAAUUUAUCAAUUUUAUACGAGCGAAAAAUGGUGACCUUUGGCUGUGUGGCAAAACUUCUGAGCGGCUUCGAGUGCAGAGCAAAUACUUGGGUCAAAGCCGUAAAUCCCGGGUGGUACAUGGCCCGUGCUUUUCCUAAGACCAUUCUGAUCGAGAAAGUGCGUCAGGUGGCUCAGGCUACCACCAGGGUGACUCGCCAGCGACCCCAAACCGCGGAGUCGCCAAAGAAGUUCAGCAACCCAAGGCGCCAACCAUAUUUCUAGGUGCCAAAAAGAUAUACAUAGGUACCAACAAAAGGUUUUAAUUGAUUCAGAUUUUACCCCAAUGCAGAUUCAGAGUAAAAAGUUGAUAUGCAACCGUAAUCGAUUUCGGCAUUUUCUCUCCAGCGACGCAUGGUCACACCGAGUCGGUGCCGAGUUUUUG